AUUAUUUCUUCCUGGGAGCUGAAUUUCAUACACUACGAAUUGGCAUUCCUAAUCAGACUCUCUCUCUCCAACAUGGCGUCUGUAUUUUCUGUCGAAAAUGCCAGGGCUCAGUUCCCCGCUCUGGCCAAGAAGCAGAUAUUUGGCGAUAAUGCUGGUGGUAGCCAGGUCCUCGGAACUGUUGCAAAAAGCAUUUCCCAAUACCUCGUCGAGACGAAUGUCCAACUCGGCGCAAGCUACAAGACGUCGACCCAGUCCACCGGCAUCUUUGACGACGCGUACAAAGCAGCUGCCAAAUACGUCAACGCGAGUGUUGAAGAAAUAGUCAUUGGAGCUUCAACAACGCAGGUGCUUCGAAACCUCGCCGCGGCUCUCAAACUACAGCCUGGCGACGAGGUGAUUCUCUCUGAAGCUGACCACGAGUCCAAUAUUGACCCGUGGCUGCAUCGUGCUGCCCUCGCCGGCGCGAGAGUCAAAUGGUGGACACCUGUUGACAGCAAGAACCCCAAACUGGACCCUGACGCGCUGCAAAAUCUCAUGACGAGCAAGACGCGUCUCGUUGCUUGCACGCAUGCCAGCAAUAUCCUCGGGAGCAUUCAAGACAUCAGAGCCAUUGCCAAUGUCGUACAUGAAGUUCCUGGAGCCCUACUGUGUGUGGAUGGCGUUGCGUACGCACCACAUCGAGCCAUUGACGUGGAGGAAAUUGGAGCCGACUUCUACGCCUUUUCAUGGUACAAAGUAUACGGCCCCCACAUCUCCAUUUUAUACGGAUCACGGGCGGCUCAGGCUCAGCUUGAAUCGCUGGGCCACUACUUCAACCCAUCUGGCAGUCUGAUGGACAAGUUAGAGUUGGCCGCCGCCAGCUACGAGCUGACGCAGUCCAUAAUCCCACUCGUUGCGUAUUUUGGGGAGGAUGUAAAGCAGACGUGGGCGGCCAUAGCAGAGCACGAGGAAAAGCUCCAGAAGCGCCUCAUUGACUACCUCGUGUCGCGGCCUGAUAUCACCAUCUACGGUGAGACAUCAACAAAAUCGUCCGCUCGAGUGCCCACUGUAAGCUUCAAAAUUCGGGGACGUUCAUCACAGAGCGUUGUAGAGGCCGUUGAGGCCAUCUCCGACGUUGGCAUUCGGUGGGGCCAUUUCUUUUCCAAGAGGCUCGUGGAGAAGAUCCUUGGACUUGACGACGACGGCGUCGUGCGUGUGAGCUUGGUGCAUUAUAAUACUGUGGAGGAGGUCGACCAGAUUGUCCAGGCUUUGAAAAAGGUUCUAGGGUCAAAGUAGACAACGGAAGAAUUGUGUGGCUAUGAGAACAUCUGCGAGUCCAAAGACGUAACGAAUGAAACAAGAUUGUGUCUGAGCCCUAGGUCUGAUAAUUUCGUCAAAGAUCUCUCUGGAGAUUUAUCGGAACCACUAGGUAGAUACAAUAGCAGCACGUUUAAGUAUGACGAUGGAGGCGCGUUCAAACAGGACUACUUAGGUGAGCGCUUUUGUGUCACAUUGGCAACAAUGCUGAUUACAAUAUUGCCACGACCCCAUCCACAAGUAUCAACUUCAGUUGACAGGCCCUAUGUAAGACCUUAUGUAAUUCAGCGAUUUGUC
Messenger RNA from Ilyonectria robusta, 1593 nucleotides. Its product is annotated as pyridoxal phosphate-dependent transferase. Lineage: Eukaryota; Fungi; Ascomycota; Sordariomycetes; Hypocreales; Nectriaceae. The transcript is spliced from 5 exons. The coding region runs from base 73 to 1275 and encodes 400 amino acids. The record is from RefSeq and is a predicted model, not a curated record.